This is a messenger RNA of Mercenaria mercenaria, 4740 nucleotides long. RefSeq lists its product as uncharacterized. Gene Ontology annotation, molecular function: protein binding. The coding region runs from base 723 to 2201 and encodes 492 amino acids. The transcript has 6 exons. Lineage: Eukaryota; Metazoa; Mollusca; Bivalvia; Venerida; Veneridae. The record is from RefSeq and is a predicted model, not a curated record.
CUAGGGUAAUGAUUUGUCAACAAAAAUAAUAGUUUCAGGAUAUUUGGCCGCAAAACAGCAUGUCCAUGUAAAUAUCUAAUAAGAGUUUGAAGAAAAAAGAAACUUUUCUUGACCUAAUCAGGGCUUUUGAUUCAUGUGAAAUUACGUUUUGGCUUUGAAUAAAAACAAAUUGCACUAUUAUUGUUGGCUUGUAAAGUUUUCCGAAGCUUAUGUGACACCAUUACCUAUUUGUCAGGUUAUUUGUAUUAAAUACAACAUUUUUUACGUUUUCUUUUGUUUCCCCCGAUCCAAAAAGGAAUUUGUUAGCUCGUCCGAUUUUUUCUUUAAAAAAAAUGGCGUGGCCUUAAAACUAACCAGGAAGUCAGUUUUUAGUUUAUUAGUUUAUUCGAGUCUCUUCCAUUUACAUUUACAUAAAUAUACAUAUAAAAACCAGUAAAACUACAUGUAAAUGGCCGUUCAUAUAAAUGAAUUAUAAGAGACUAUACAAAUAUCAUAUCACAUUUUAACUAUACAACAAUAGCACUGGUUUUAUGAAAGAUUUGUAAACUGACGAAGCGUGUACAAAGUGGGUGUAAAAUUGUACCCAGUCGUAAUUAUAUACAAUUAUAACUGCACCUUAUGUACACAUUUAAACAGUUUUGUGAGGAAAAUGUAGGCCAAUCUAUUGAUUAAAGAAGGAUUUAUAACAACAUUUUAAUCAUAUUUAAUGUUGUAAAACAAAGAUGGACAACUUUGUGUUUGUGUCAGAAAAGAAGGAUUACAGUGUACCAGAAUUUCACGACAGAUUUCAUAAGUGUUUACCAAAGAUUGUGGAAGUAAAUCAAGGUGUUUGCAGUGAAACAGGGGAAGAAACUUUCGGCAAAGGGGAGGUAAUAGUGAUAGCAGCCAUUUCAAGGCAGCGAAGAGUUGUUACACAGAUACAAUUAAAUGGAAAGACCAGGAUGUUAAGCAUCCCUGAAACAUAUAGUGAAAACCUGUGUGUUGUGAAACAAGGAAGACCUGGAAAAGAGGAUCUCCUAAUCAACAUAUUAGGUCACAACAAGCUUCCCCUCACUGUGUGUUUUCCAAGGAAUCGAACCAUAACUCUGGGAGACAAAAUAAUAAGUAGUAACCGCAUACCACACCUUAAUCUUACAGAAACUUUUGAUGAAGUCUAUUUGCUUGGCAACUAUAUAAACAAUGGAGAAAUAUGCAAAGAUGUUAUUCAAGUGCCACUGUACAUUUCACAACUUCGGGUGUCCGUAGUUAACGGUCUAAAUGGAGGUCGUGUACAGAAAUGGAAACAGUACAAACGCGAUGUAAACGACCAGUGUUCCAUGAUUAAAUACGAUCAGGAAGUUGGCAACCCCGGCAUUGCAGAAUAUGACCCACGUGCCGUGCAUUCUGGAAAGGCGUUAUCAUAUCUUGAACCAAUGACGUAUGAGAAUAUUGUAAACUUAGUUCAAACAAAUGAUCCUCAGUCAUUUUAUCCCGAUAUGACACCAGAGGAAAUUGACGAAUUAGGCCUAUACGAAGAUGUUCCGUUGUCAGAUUCAACAAGACAGAAUCCAGAGCUAUACUAUAAUCAACCUGAAAACAAUAAGCUCUUUAAGAAAGAUAUAAUUAAAAUUAGCCAAUCAUUGCCAACAGCGCCAUUUAUAUAUAGUAGUAUACAAGUUGACACACCGCCAUCUGACACAAGCAAACAGAAAGCGCAAAGUCGUCCAUCAAUUGCUCCAAAGCCUCAGUUCAAGCCAGACAGCCAUCAGACAUCUGUAUCCGCCCCUUCUCUUCCCGUAAGGCAAAAGUCAUCUUACCGAGAGGCUAAAAAAGUAGCAUGUGAUGAUUCACAACACUAUUCCAACGUUCUACCUAUUUCGGCAGUUUCUCCCACGAUUAAAGUAAAACGUUCGCAAACUACUCAUGAACAAACUCGGAUGGUUAACCCAUCCAGCAUGGUAGAGAGAAAAAGUCAUGCAAUUUCAAAAGCGAUCAGCUGUUCAAAAGACGUUGCCGAACUUUCCGUGGAAAAUGUAUGCGAGUAUCUGAAAGAAUUAAAUCUUUCGCAAUACGUAGACAGUUUUAAAGAACACAUGAUUGAUGGAGCUAUGCUAGUUGAACUUGAACCGGAUUUGUUACGGGAAGAAAUAGGGAUGAAAAGAAUCGAAGCAAUCCGACUUAUGAAAUUUGCUAAAGAAGGACGUCUACCAGUCCGUGAUUAACCUGUCUAAAAUAAUCAGGAAGUCACGAUAAAUAGGUUUAUUCUGUCAAUUUUUGUCAAAUAUGUAAAGUCAGAGUUAAUGUCUCCCUCUUUAAGAAGUUUUUCUGGGAAGCCAUAAAUGAGUAAAGAUAUAUUAACAAAAAGAAUAGUAAAGCAUGACGAACAUGAUAUAAACAUGGCAAAUGAACUAUGUAUUUAAAAUCUUUAUUUCACUUCAAGUGAAAACAAAUUUUGAAUGGCAAUGGGGAAAAUGGGUUAGGGGUGGUAAUAGAGGUGGAGAAAUGUUGUGUGAAAUUCUAAAAUAAGAUCAGCAGCUUCGGAGAAUAAGACUGUAUUAAAUAAUCCAUAUAAAGUAUAGAAUAAACGAGCCCAUUGACAGCCUGGCAGUCUUGUUUUUUAACAGAUCAACAUGGCUUGAAGGAAUUCGGUAGAGUGUCAUUUAACUAGCGUCGCUCCUUGACGACCACGACUUUAAACACAAAUUACUUGAAAGGAAUUGAUAAUUUACCCAAAAAAUACUUCUGUGACAUAUUUUUAAAAUCGGACUAGCGAUUUAUGAAGGGAAUAUUUCGUGUCCAUUUUGGUUGAAAAAUUCGACAUAAAUGCCCUAGUUUCAAAUGAAUAUUUAAAGAGACCAUUCAAGGAACAUUCCUUCGAAAUUAGCUUGGUUAUUCCGACGGAGACAUACUUCAAAAAUUGUAGACGACAGGCGGAUGAUGGACGAUAGAAAAGCGAACGGCGGUCACCCAACAAUACUUACAGCUCACCAGAAGCAGUUUGUGUUCAUAUGAGCAGAAUAUGCAACAUUAUUAUUUCCAAAGACCUCUAACCAUACUGAAGGUCAUUCUAAGAGAAUGAACAUUAUAGUUUCGUAUUCAACAUGUUUCAAAACAGAAACCAAAUAAAAGUACAUUGUGACCUUUCACACUGUACAUUUAAUUGGUCUCUGUAUCGUAAAAGUCUUAUAAAAUUAACAGCAAGUCCAUGAAACCUUAUUAUGCCCCCUUCGGAGAAGAAAGGGAUAUUGUUUUGCAGAUUUCGGUCGGUCAGUCGGUCUUUCUGUCAGUCGGUAUGUAGACCAAUCCGUUUCCGAAUGAUAACUAUAACUCAAGAACGCUUGGGCCUAAGAUCAUAAAAGUUAAUAGGAUGGUUGGUCAUGACCAGCAAAUGACCCAUAUUGGUUUUGAGAUCAGUAGGUCAAAGAUCAAGGUCACAGUUACCCACAACAGUUAAACGGUUUCCGGAUGAUAACUAAAAAUCGCUUAUACCUAAGAUCAUGAAAGUUGAUAGGGAGAUUGAUCAUGACCAGCAGAUGACCCUAAUUGAUUUUGAGGUCAAUAAGCCAAAGGUCAAUGACACAGUGACUCGGAAAAGUAAAAUCCAUUUCCAGACGAUAACUUGAGAACACUUGUGCCUAGGACCAGCAAAUAACCCCUAUAAAUUCUGAGGUCAGUAGGUCAAAGCUUAAGGUCACAGUGACCUUUAACAGUUAAAUUGUGUCCGGACAAUAACUUGAGAAUACUUGGACAUAGGAUCGCGAAACUUAAUAGGGAGGUUUAUCAUGACCAGCAAAUGACCCUAUUGAUUUUGAGGUCAAUAGGUCUAGGGUCGAGGUCACUUUGACCGAGAACAGUAUAACUUUUGUGCACAGUGACCAAAAAUUUCUGUUCCUUGUGCAAUUACUAAAUGCAUCAAUGGGGGGUGGGGGAGGGUGGGGGUGCAUUGCAUGUUCUACGAGCUCUUGUUCAGUUAGAUUUCAGUGUUUUGUCAUACUUGUACUGUUAAAUAAACUGAAAAUAGUAUAUGUAGAAAUACGAUUAAAGCACAUACGACAAUACAGUUUCCUAUUUAAUGACAAUCUUGAUUUAGUUGAGAAAAAUCACCCAUAAUUAUAAAAGCUGCAGAAAAGUCAUUUUGAUCCAAUCAAAAGACAAUAAAGCAAGCAAAAGUUCAACGUAAAAUAAACAUAGAUAAAAUAAAUAUAAUACAAACGAUAAACAAAAAAACAUAAACCUUUGACAAAGUAUGGACCAACACUACACCAGACAACAGUUCUUCACCAAAGUUAUUGACACGAAUCACAAACAGAGGCAUGCUUCUAAUUCCGAUAAGACGUAAGGUGUGUUUUUUCUGUGCAAGCCCCUUUCAGCCCCUGGUAUAUCGUAAAAGAAAACUGUUUUCCCUACUCAGCAUGAUCUUAAUUAAUUAUCCGAACCCGCUUUUAUUAGUCAUUGACUUAUAAAUGAAGCACCGAACGAAAUAUUAUUUUCCUGACAAACGUCCUAAAAUCUGCAUUACAGUAUAUUAUCAGACAAACACUGCAUUGUUUUACUUAUAGUCUUUAAUGUAUAUAAGGUAUAAUCUCAAUGGAAAACAACUGUAAACUACUGACUCUAUUUUACAAUAUGUUGUUGCAGCUCUUAAGCUACACCUUAAAGAUUUGGUUUUCUGUGUCUAUUAAACAUGGAAUAUAACAUUUUCGAUUUGAAUGUUACUAACCUUGUAUAACCUGUCUUUACAAAAUAAAUAUAAAACGGCAA